Molecule: messenger RNA, 180 nt
Organism: Priceomyces carsonii
Lineage: Eukaryota; Fungi; Ascomycota; Pichiomycetes; Serinales; Debaryomycetaceae
Exons: 1
Coding region: 1-180 (59 amino acids)
Source: RefSeq, a predicted model, not a curated record
AUGGUUGAAGUCUCCUCCGCCUGGUUACGUACUAAGGGAGCACAUCCAAUAAUUGGUGUUACUCUGGUGGAGGCAAUUGAUCCUAUUGUAAAGAUGGCAAAUAUCAAGCUUACUGAGGAACAAGUUAAAUACCUCGAGGAGCCCUACCGCCCCAAACCUCCAGCUUUCGUGAUACGAUAG